Molecule: messenger RNA, 1128 nt
Organism: Acytostelium subglobosum LB1
Lineage: Eukaryota; Evosea; Eumycetozoa; Acytosteliales; Acytosteliaceae
Exons: 2
Coding region: 1-1128 (375 amino acids)
Biological process (GO): protein O-linked glycosylation via mannose
Molecular function (GO): xylosyltransferase activity; glucuronosyltransferase activity
Source: RefSeq, a predicted model, not a curated record
AUGCGUCGAUCUGGGAACGAGUCGGAUGUCGCGCAUCAACAAAAUGGACAACAGCAACAACAACAACAACAACCACAGAGACGUGCAAAUGUUGAGGGCGACCGGGUACUCAGGAGAAGCCCAGAGGAGGAGUCCAUGCGACAGUUUAAGCGCAAGCCCAAGGCAGAGUUCUUCCACGGUCUGGUGGCCACAUUCAAGACGCAGCCAUUCUAUCACAGUGCAUCAUUGGAGCACAAGGACAAAUACCAUGUCACAAUCGUCACGCAGUCGUCGGUUGACCGUCUCGACAGGAUCGCACUGAUGGCCGAUCGCUGGCGCGCGCCAAUCUCGGUGGCAUUGUUCAUUCGCGACGUCAAUGACGAUCUUCCCAAACUCGACAAGAUAUUGUCCAGCAACAUAUUGCUGCGCGAGUUUGCCGACAUUCAUCUGCUGCAUGCCAACAAGACACGCUAUCCAGUGAACAAUCUGCGCAACCUGGCCAUCACCAACUCGCGCACUGACUUUGUUUUGCUGAUGGACGCAGACUUUAUCAUCACGGCUGGCACACACGACUAUAUGUUGCCAUACAUCAAAAAAGUACAGGAGACUGGUGAGAAGGUUGCCUUUGUCUUCCCAUCAUUCUCAUCAUCCUACCAGCCAAACCUAUUGCCAGAUGACAAGGCAUCAUUACUUGAACUCAUCAAUAAGGAUCUGGUAUCGCCAUCAAAUAUGAGGUAUUGCCCAAGAUGUCACUCACCAACCAAUUACAAUCGUUGGUAUAAGGAGAGCGAAGCUUAUGAGUUGGAGUACAAGUGGAUAUACGAGCCAUACUUGAUGUUCAACCGCUCGCAGUCCGAGCUGUUUGACGAGCGCUUCAAGGGCUACGGCUUUGACAAGAACUCACAAGUGUUCACGAUGGCUGUCAUGGGCUUCAAGUUCAAGGUGCAGCCCGCAUCAUAUAUCAUUCACAUCAAUCACGAGCAGUCCAAAUGGGAUGGCGAGGAAGAGAUCAACGAGCAACAAUGGGAUGCCCUCAGGGUCUUGUGCGACAUGAUACCCAGUGUCAAGACACGCUACGGCUACGAGGUAUCCAAAAAGGUAUUCGACGAGCCGCUGCCCGCUGAAUGCUACUCCGACCAGCAUUGGUAG